Messenger RNA from Jaculus jaculus (lesser Egyptian jerboa), 926 nucleotides. It is a transcript of the gene U2af1l4, whose product is annotated as U2 small nuclear RNA auxiliary factor 1 like 4. Gene Ontology annotation, biological process: mRNA splicing, via spliceosome. Gene Ontology annotation, molecular function: metal ion binding; pre-mRNA 3'-splice site binding. Gene Ontology annotation, cellular component: U2AF complex; spliceosomal complex. The record is from RefSeq and is a predicted model, not a curated record. The transcript is spliced from 8 exons. Bases 40 to 753 code for a protein of 237 amino acids. Lineage: Eukaryota; Metazoa; Chordata; Mammalia; Rodentia; Dipodidae.
UGACGUCAGGAGCUGGCGAGUGGGAGUGUUCGGAUAAAAAUGGCUGAAUAUUUAGCUUCGAUUUUCGGGACUGAGAAGGACAAGGUUAACUGCUCUUUUUACUUUAAGAUCGGGGCCUGCCGGCACGGGGACCGGUGCUCCCGGCUGCACAACAAACCGACUUUCAGCCAGGCAGCGUUACCCUCUGUGCUCAGUUUCUGCCCUUUUAAAAAUUUUGUUCAGACCAUAGUGCUGCUCAACCUAUACCGAAAUCCACAGAACACGGCCCAAACGGCAGAUGGAUCUCACUGUCACGUGAGCGACGUGGAGGUGCAGGAACAUUAUGAUAACUUCUUUGAGGAGGUGUUUACAGAACUGCAGGAGAAGUAUGGAGAGAUUGAAGAGAUGAAUGUUUGCGACAACCUCGGGGACCACCUUGUGGGCAAUGUCUAUGUUAAGUUCCGGCGGGAGGAGGAUGCAGAGCGGGCAGUGGCUGAACUCAAUAACCGUUGGUUCAACGGGCAGGCUGUGCAUGCUGAGCUGUCGCCUGUCACCGACUUCCGGGAGUCAUGCUGCCGGCAGUAUGAGAUGGGAGAAUGUACCCGAGGUGGUUUCUGCAACUUCAUGCACCUGCGACCCAUAUCCCGAAACCUCCGGAGACAGCUCUAUGGGCGGAGACCCAGGCGCAGGUCACCUCCAAGGUCCCAUAUGGGCCACCAUCCCCGAGAAAGGCACCGUAGGCAUUUCCCAGACCACCGCCAUGGCCGCUUCUGAGACUAGUCCCUUGCCCCUCCCCCACGAUCAUAGAUGUUCCUGGCCAGGACCCCUCCUCAAAACCCCUUCACUCUGGCCCCAUCCUCCUCAGGCUUAAUGAUGUAAUCUGUUCUACACAGGGACUUUCUCUUACUGCCCUUCCCCUAAUAAAGCUCCACACUGACUCUGUCUAA